This is a messenger RNA of Meloidogyne enterolobii, 1629 nucleotides long. The record is from the annotation of a GenBank genome assembly. NCBI's taxonomy places the organism in Eukaryota, Metazoa, Nematoda, Chromadorea, Rhabditida, Meloidogynidae.
UUGUAGUUAGUCGAUUUCUCAGUUCUGUUUCGGUUAACCGAAAAAUUUGGUGAAACCUACAACCCUUAAUUUUAAAACAGGUUAAGGAAUAAUUAUGCGAAUUCCGAAUAAAAUUUACCGACUUUUGAACGAAAAACAAGAAAGAACAACGUAGUUACCUUACAAAACAAUAUAAAAACCAAUGUUUGUUAGAUUCAUUUUCUUUCCUUCCAUCACCCCAACAACAACAAAAUGAAGUUUCUUCUGGGAUUCAACAUUCUUCUGCUUCUUCUUUGUGCGAAAUCGUCACUACCUUCUUCAACUCCUGAACCAUCCUCGCCUGAGCCUGUUGAAUUGGACUUUGCAGAUUUGGAUAACAAGUUUCUCUGUCUUCAAAAUGAGACAUUGGAUAAGAACUACGUUCAAUUUGCACAUAAGAAUUUGGGAGAUGGGAGUUUCUUUGCAAUUGCUCCAAACAGCAUGAACAAGACGCUCAAAUUUAAUGUGACCAUCUCUAAAUAUGAUUCCGAAGCUGUGGGACUUGAGGGAUUUAAUAGAGAUGGUAAAGUACCCAAAAUUGUUGAUGCAGAUAUCAAAUCGGAAGUCGAUGGACAGGCUUAUAAAUGGUACGCUAACUCUUGUAUUCCAAUUACUGGAGAAAUGUUUGGGCAUAAAUGCAGUUUUGGAAAAGAGAAAGUUAACUGUACUUUUGUUGCAAUAGGAAAACCGACGUUUUGCUCCACUCAAUUCAAAGCAGAAUGUAAUAUUGACGGGAAACCAAUUAAGGGACUUCCUUCUUACGAUUUGCUUGAGUUAAAACUUCGAAUAAAGAAAUGGGGUAAAUGUAGUGAUACAUUCUCUACAAAUGCAACAGAACUUCAUUUGCUUGUCAACAAAAAUAUUACUAUACCACCCAACAAAAAGAAGAAAAGUGCACCUCUUGAUAAUUGUGUGAAAGAAGAAAUUCUGCCAAGUAUUCCUUCUUUGAAUGCAACAACAAAUAUUUCGGUUCCAUCAUUCUCUAGCAGUGAAGGUCAAUCUCUAGCUUCAACAACUUCUGCUCUUCUAACAUCGCCUAGCAAUACAACAAAAGUUGUUGGAACUACCAAACCAAUCAAAAAAUCCCUUUCAAUAAAGGAUUGUCUAACAAAUCCGUUCUUGAUUGUGUUGAUUUUGAUAUUUGUUGGUUCAUUGGCAGCUCUUGGUUAUCUACUCUUCCGCUUCUUUACUAAACCUAAAGAACCUGAAAAGGAUGCUAAAGUUGUUGACGAAAAAACUGUUGUUGUAGAAGAUGGUCAAGGAACGGGUGUAGGAGGAGGAGGAAAGGAAGUGGAAAAGAAAGCCAGUAACUUUAUGGCUUUGAAAACUGUUGCAAUGGAGGCUGAUGAAAAUAAAGAGGAUUUGGGGGAAACUGGUCUGACGAAUAUUGCUGAUGAUUCUGAAUUGAGUACAAAAGAAAAGGAAUCGAAAAAAGAAAAGAAGGGAGAGGACAAAAAGGGGGAAAAGGAGGACGAUAAUAAAGAUGAAGAAGAGGAAGAAAAAGAAGAAGGAAAGAAUAAAAUCAUAAAUGGAGUUGAAGUCCCAGAAACUAUUCAAGAUCAGGCCGACUUAACAAAGCCAGAAGAUGAUCCUCUAUAUGCUCCUGUAUAA